AUGUCACCUGGCUAUCAAUCUUGUGAUAUUGACUAUUUCAAUGUCUCUUACAUCACUCUCACUGGUUUACCAAUUGAAGGGAGCGCUGGAUUUCAUGAUAUGGUAACAGGAAUAACACCUUCCCUGAUCCAGAGUCUAGGAGAUGCUGCCUCUCUUGAGGAUGCUGUGGGAACAAGUAACAUCCAUUCUGCAGAAUUGUAUGAAAAGCCAUGGAUGAAUUCAGAUGAAAUAUGUUUCCAGCUUCUUCAAGCCACCAUAUACAUGCGACAAAGGUCUUUCCUCCCAAUAUUUUUGCGUAGAGUAGCAGAGAUGUUUGAAAUCAUUGUUUUCAUAGCCAAUCAAAGCAUUUAUGAUGAACAAUUACUUGAUAAGAUGGAAGGUGUUGGAUACACCAAUAUUGCAGUCUAUAGAAGCGUUGAAGAAGACAUCACUUGA
This is a messenger RNA of Vitis riparia (riverbank grape), 435 nucleotides long. RefSeq lists its product as uncharacterized. The coding region runs from base 1 to 435 and encodes 144 amino acids. The record is from RefSeq and is a predicted model, not a curated record. The transcript has a single exon. Lineage: Eukaryota; Viridiplantae; Streptophyta; Magnoliopsida; Vitales; Vitaceae.